AUGUUCAUUUUUUUUUUCUUUUGCAGAAAAGUGAUGUAUUAUGUGUCAGUUAAAAAUAACCAUGGGUUAUUCUUGAACCAUUUGCGAGACACAGAUUUUAAUGGUAGUCAGUUGGCCAAUGGUGCUGUGCAUGGAUUUAAUCGCCGACGAGAGUCCUUAUCUAAAAUGCAGUCAGUGCUCGUGGAAGCUCCAAUUAACAAAGUAAUUAAUAUCCUGACCAGUGUUCAGGAAAGUUGUUCAAACCCAGUAGCCCAGGCUCUGGAUAGGGCACUGGAGAUUUUGCGGACAAGUGAACUCUACUCACCGUAUUUAUCACAUCCGAUGAAAGAAGAUCAAAUGACUUCAGACCUUGUGGGAGGAUUGUUGUCUCAAGGUUUAAGGAGACGAUUAUCAAAUUAUGAUGUCAACCGUUCCUCACAUCAUUCACAUUUUCACAUUCCAUCAAGUCCAACCACCAUGUUGAAUCAGGUGCCAGAGCACAUUCAAGUAAUACUUGAAACGGAACCAUUAUGGAAAUUCAGUAUCAUUGAUCUGGAAACAGCUACAAACAAACGGCCGCUUGUGUAUUUAGGGUUGAAAAUCUUAUCACGAUUUGGUGCCUGUGAAUUUCUGCGUAUCAGUGAGAGUUGCCUCAUGAACUGGCUGCAGAUGAUUGAGGGCAAGUACCAUGCCUCAAACUCUUACCACAAUUCCACACAUGCUGCUGAUGUCCUUCAUGCUACGUCUUUCUUUCUUGAACAACAGCGAUACAAAGCUGUUUUUGACCAAAUGGAUGAACUGUCCUGUCUCAUCUCAGCCAUCAUCCAUGAUGUCGAUCACCCUGGUCGUAACAACGCCUUUCUUAUUAAUGCAAGAAAUGAUUUGGCUAUGCUCUACAAUGACCUUGCUGUUUUGGAAAACCACCAUGUCUCCCUUGCAUUUUCUGCUACCUGCAAAGAUGAUCCUGUCAACAUCUUCAAAAAUUUAUCUGCUGAUGACUACCGUACAAUGCGACAUUCAAUCAUUGACAUGGUGUUGGCAACAGAAAUGACAAAACAUUUUGAACAUGUUUCAAAGUUCAACAAUUGUAUCAACAAAGUUUUACCCAAAGCUUCUGAUGGCUCACCAAUGGGGGACCGAGGCAGUGAAGAAAGCCUGAAUGAUAUUGUUACCCACCUGUCCACCGAUGACAGCCGUCUUCUCAUCAAGCGGAUGCUCAUUAAAUGUGCAGAUAUAUCUAAUCCAUGCCGCCCAUUGGAGCUGUGUUCUAUUUGGGCACAAAGAAUUGCUGAAGAAUACUUUGAUCAGACGGAUGAAGAAAAAGAAAAGAAUCUUCCCAUUGUAAUGCCUGUAUUUGACCGAAAAACCUGCAGCAUACCAAAGUCCCAAUGUAGUUUUAUUGAAUAUUUUGUACAAGGGAUGUUUGAGUCCUGGGCAGAAAUCUGUGAUAUACCUGAACUAAUGGAAAUUUUAAAGAACAAUUACCAGUACUGGAAAGAAAAAGACAAGCAAGAAUCUGCAGAAGCAUCAGAGACUUUGGUUACAGAAGAAGAUUCCCAAUCUGAACAGAUUAAAGAGGAAAAUGAGAACAGUUAG
Molecule: messenger RNA, 1575 nt
Organism: Acanthosepion pharaonis
Lineage: Eukaryota; Metazoa; Mollusca; Cephalopoda; Sepiida; Sepiidae
Source: the annotation of a GenBank genome assembly